AUGACUCUGACGCAGAUUCCCAAAGUCAAGUCUUUCGAGACGCGCCUUUUCAUCAAUGGAAAGUUUGUGAAUUCAUCAGAUGGAGGAACAUUCCCUUUAAUAUCUCCAACAACGAAUGAGAAAUUUGCUGAAGUAUCCGAGGCAACGGAGGAUGAUGCAAAUGCAGCCGUUGCUGCUGCUAAAGCGGCUUUUCCAGCCUGGUCUGCUCUGUCUCCACGAGAGAGAGGGUCCUAUCUCAAAAAGCUGGCCUCGCUCUGCUUCGAAGCCCACAGUGAGCUAGCCGAACUAGAAGCACUUUCCAUGGGUCGUCCCGUAUCGGGUUAUUUUGAGUCUUUUGCUGCCUCCGACGCUCUCAAUCACUAUGCGGAGUCUGGCUAUCAAGCUCUGGGAACAUCGAGUGUGAACACUCCCGGAUUCGUCAAUAUGACCCUACGCCAGCCAUACGGUGUUGUCGCCGCUAUCAUUCCUUGGAAUGUCCCAGUCUUGUUUUUGAUUAAUAAAGCUGCACCGGCUCUGAUGACUGGAAACACUGUGGUUGUAAAGAGCAGUGAGAAGGCCCCCCUUACGUCCGCUAAGAUUGCGACCCUUAUUGAAAAGGUCGGAUUCCCACCUGGUGUAUUCAACAUCAUAUCUGGACACGGACAAAUCAGUGGAAAUGUUCUAUCCCAUCAUAUGGACGUCCGUGUGAUCAGCUUCACAGGAUCCGGUAGAACUGGCCGUCUCAUUCAAGCUGCGGCCGCCAAAUCCAAUCUUAAGAAUGUCAUUUUGGAGCUUGGCGGCAAAUCCCCGGCAGUGAUAUUCGAAGACGCCGAUAUCGAAAAAGCAGUCAAAGAAACCAAGCAUAGCAUUCAGUGGAAUAGUGGUCAGGUUUGCAUGGCCAACUCCCGUAUCUAUGUGCAGGAGUCUAUUGCAUCAACUUUCAUCGACCUAUUCCACAAGAGCUUCGCCGAUGUUCAAAGUGGCGAUCCUCUACUUCCAGACACGAAUCAUGGUCCGCAGGCGGAUGAAAUGCAGUUCAAGCAAGUACAAGCCUACAUCAAGGAAGCUAAGACAGUGGGGAGGAUGACUCUUGGAGACGAGCCAUCUGGACAUCAGACUGGGUUCUUCGUGCAACCUACCGUGUUUUUAGAAACGCCAGAAAACACAAGGGUGAUGAAGGAGGAGAUAUUUGGCCCGGUGGUACAUAUUAACACCUUCCGUGAUGAGGAGGAGGUUAUCGCCAAGGCGAAUGACACGGAAUUUGGGCUAUAUGCUUCGGUAUACACAAAUGACAUCAGCCGUGCUCUGAGAAUGGUGAAGAAGUUCGAAUCCGGGACUGUUGGGGUGAAUUGCACCAGCCCAACUAGUGCUCACGAUAUGCCGUUUGGAGGAUACAAAGCCAGUGGGAUUGGCCGGGAAGGUUGGACGGUCAGUAUGGAUAAUUACUUGGAAACUAAGACCGUUUUGAUACGGGUUUCAUCUUUAGGGAGCUAA
Messenger RNA from Penicillium odoratum, 1473 nucleotides. RefSeq names its product aldehyde dehydrogenase family protein. The record is from RefSeq and is a predicted model, not a curated record. The transcript is spliced from 4 exons. Gene Ontology annotation, molecular function: aldehyde dehydrogenase (NAD+) activity. The coding region runs from base 1 to 1473 and encodes 490 amino acids. Lineage: Eukaryota; Fungi; Ascomycota; Eurotiomycetes; Eurotiales; Aspergillaceae.